Molecule: messenger RNA, 3419 nt
Organism: Doryrhamphus excisus (bluestripe pipefish)
Lineage: Eukaryota; Metazoa; Chordata; Actinopteri; Syngnathiformes; Syngnathidae
Source: RefSeq, a predicted model, not a curated record
AGUGACGGCGUGUCAAUGGCCACACAUGCAUCAGAGAGGAAGGCUCUGAGAUACAAACAAACCCUGCUUUAUGGAGAGUACCAGGAGCAGCAAGGAGGUCCCAGCAGGCGGGAGGCCAGGCGGCUGCUGACAGAGCGACAGAUCAAGAAGCAUGGCCGCCAUCCCGGCGGUACCGCCAAGGCACGCCUGCAGGGGCACGGCCGGCGGAGCCAAAAUGGCUUCCAGGGCCGCCGCCACAGCUGGCAGAGGAAGCGGCGGCAGUCCAGCGUGGCGGAGGAGUCUGCAGAGGGUCAAAAUUCAGAGUCCUCCAUGAAGCCGAGAAGCUCUUACUCCAAGUGUAGAGAUUGCGUGGGCCGUGUGCAGAGAUUCCUGGUGGACCGGCUUGGAGAAGACUGGAUCUUCCUGGUCCUGCUCGGCAUCACUAUGGCACUAGUCAGCUGGACCAUGGACUACACCAGCGCCAAGAGCCUGCAAGCAUACAAGUGGAUCCACGGCCAGCUGAGUGGAAACAUCCCCCUGCAAUUUGUGGCCUGGGUGUCCUACCCGCUGGUCUUCAUCCUCUUCUCCUCGCUCUUCUGCCAGCUGGUGGCUCCUCAAGCCAUCGGUUCAGGCAUCCCCGAGCUGAAGACCAUCCUGAGGGGCGUGGUCCUCAAGGAGUAUCUGACCCUGAGGGCCUUUGUGGCCAAGGUCAUCGGUCUGACGGCCACGCUGGGCAGCGGCAUGCCGGUCGGCAAAGAAGGUCCAUUUGUGCACAUCGCCAGCAUCUGCGCUGCCGUGCUCAGCAGGUUCAUGUCCUUCUUCUCUGGCGUCUACCAGAACCCGUACUGUUACACCGACAUCCUGACAGUGGGCUGUGCUGUGGGAGUGGGCUGCUGCUUCGGAACGCCGCUCGGAGGUGUGCUCUUCAGCAUCGAGGUCACUUCCACGUACUUUGCGGUCAGAAACUACUGGAGGGGAUACUUUGCUGCCACAUUCAGUGCCUUCAUAUUCAGAGUUUUAUCCGUCUUCAACAAAGACGCGGUCACCAUCACUGCUCUCUUCAGGACAAACUUCAGGCUGGAUUUCCCCUUUGACCUCCAGGAGCUUCCCGCCUUUGCCAUCAUUGGCAUCACCUGCGGGUUCCUGGGGGCGUUCUUCGUCUACCUCAACAGACAGGUGGUGCUGCUGAUGAGACGGCCCAACGCCGUCACACGUUUUCUCAGCAAACACCGUCUGGUUUUUCCCGCCGCGGUCACCCUGCUCAUUGCCACACUGACCUUCCCUGCCGGGUUUGGACAGUUCAUGGCCGGAGAGCUGAUGCCCAGAGAAUGCAUCAACUCUCUGUUUGACAACUACACAUGGACCAAGAUUUCCACAUCGCUGCCGCUGCCGCCCGGCCUGGGCCGCUCCAGGGUGUGGUUUCACCCUGACGUCAGCAUCUUUGUGGUCCUUCUGCUCUUCUUCCUCAUGAAGUUUUGGAUGUCGGCGGUGGCGACCGCCAUGCCCAUCCCGUCGGGAGCCUUCAUGCCCGUCUUCAUCCUGGGCGCCGCCUUCGGCCGGCUGGUUGGGGAGAUCAUGGCUGCCAUCUUCCCUCACGGCAUCGUCUUUGACGGCAUCCUUUAUCGCAUCAUCCCCGGAGGCUACGCCGUCAUUGGGGCGGCGGCCAUGAGCGGGGCGGUGACCCACACGGUGUCCACGGCUGUCAUCUGCUUUGAGCUAACGGGUCAGAUCUCCCACGUGCUGCCCAUGAUGGUCGCUGUGAUCCUGGCUAACAUGGUGGCACAGGGCCUGCAGCCCUCGCUCUACGACUCCAUCAUCCAGGUCAAGAAGCUGCCCUACCUGCCAGAACUCGGCUUCCGGCACGUCAGCCAGUACAACAUCUUCGUGGAGGACAUCAUGGUGAGGAAGGUCAAGUUCAUCUCCUGCCAGUCCACCUGCAGAGAAGUCCAACACCUGUUAAACUCAUCCUCGCUGGAAACCAUCCCUCUGGUGGACUCCCAAGACUCCAUGAUCCUGCUGGGAAGCAUUGACAGGGUGGAGCUGCUGGCGCUCUGUGAUUGGUGGCUGUCGCCCGAGAGACGCCACCUGAUGCGGGGUGCCGGCCUGAUGCAGGACAAUCCAUCGAGCAAACUCAGCAGAGAGGAGGCCGAGCGGGGAGAAGAAGACGAGGGCGAUGAGGGCGGCGCCAUGCGAGCGGAGAAGAACGGUCCAUUUCCUCCUUGUAGACCUCAGGAGUGCAACUCCACUCUUCCACUUCCUGGCCCUCAGCAGAGUGUGAGGGGAACACUAAUGAGCCGUUUCAGCCCGCAAGGCGGCCAUGCAGAGCGCCACCAACAGGAGCCCCGCCCCCCUCCGGUGUCAAUCACCACAUCACCACAGGAGAUGAAAGCGUGGGAAGAAGUGGAGAUGGACAAGCCGAUGGAGAUAGACGAGAUCCGGGUGGACCCCUCCCCCUUCCAGCUGGUGGAGAGAACAUCGCUGCACAAGACUCACACGCUCUUCUCCCUUCUGGGUCUAAGCCACGCCUACGUGACCAGCAUCGGAAAGCUGGUGGGCGUGGUGGCACUGAAGGAGCUCCAAAAGGCCAUCGAAGGCUCCUCCCACUCCGGCGUGCGGCUUCGCCCCCCGCUGGCCAGCCUCAGCGAGAUCAGCAACCGUAACUCUGUCACAAGACACGCCCCUUCCUCCCACUCCACAACUUCUUCGCCGGGCGCCACUGGCCCCACCCAUCGGCCACACAGCCCGCUAGGCGACAGAGAGGUGGAGGCGUGGUCGGUGGGCGGAGACAAGAGCGGCGGCGACACCCCACCGUCUGAGAGGCAUCCGGACGGGGGUGGAGACAGCGGGGAAGAGCCAAUGGUGUGAAGAAGCAAUACAGGAAGUGACACUUAAGGGGCUUAAUGAUCCGUUACGGGCUGUGUGUGUUUUUCACACACUUCCUUAAUACACGUCACUAUUUGAAAGAAGGUAAAGAAGUCAUUCAACUGGCACAACGCUGCCCUCUAGUGGCGCUAGCGUGUUCUGCUUUUUAGAAGCAACACGGUUUAUGACUUUACUGUAAUUACCUUUAUCACCUGCGGACUCAGUAAAAAAAAUAGAAUUUCAUUUUUUCACUUAAAAUCCCUCAAGCCCACGAACUAUUGAUUUUUUUUGGUGGACUAAUGGAGCUGCUGAGUCCAGUGUGGAUCACGACUGGCUCUAGCCCCGGAACGACCUCCAAAUUGCGUGACGACCUUGUGUCUGCAGCCAGCGAGCUCAUCUCAUCUCACUUAAGUUGAUGGACGAUGCAGCUCAAGGCGCCUGACGACAAACUCGGCCAAAUGGCCUUUGGCUGAAUGUGCUCAAAGAAGAAAACUUUAUUUGUACCUACCUGUGUUCCUCAACAUUCAUACACAUACAUGUACAUGUCCUGUUUUCCCCUUUUAUUAUAAAAAAAAGCA